Molecule: messenger RNA, 2405 nt
Organism: Trichomycterus rosablanca
Lineage: Eukaryota; Metazoa; Chordata; Actinopteri; Siluriformes; Trichomycteridae
Exons: 4
Coding region: 134-1693 (519 amino acids)
Source: RefSeq, a predicted model, not a curated record
AUUAGCAUUAGCAGUGUAAUAGAGUGUUCAGAUACAGUUAAUUUACAUGAACCUACAGAGACACACAGGCGGCUCAUUUAGGUCUCAGGGAGUGUGAUGGUGGAAUCUUCUGACUGACCCUCUCAUCAUCAUCAUGAUGAGCGUCCAGCACGUCGUCCUGCUGCUGCUGCUGUCGUGUGCACACGUCCGCGUUCACGGCGUUAGCGGCGGCGGCGGCGCGGCGUCCAUCGUGGCCAACGUGACCAACGUCACUAAUCCGGAGGACUGCGACGUUUCUAAGUGUCCCUCUGCACCCUGCACUCGAGGUUUCUUCUGGGAUCAGAGGUCCACGUGUGUGUUCCUAAACUGCGCUGACGACGCGUCGUGUGAUCGGCUCAUAGCAGAACUGGGACGGAGCGCUCAGGAUGGUGAGCCGAGUCCCUCAGCUCCGCCUAAAAGCUUCUCAUCAGCUACUGCUCAUGUUCCUCAUCCUGCUCCUGAAUCAAACAUCAGCAGUAACACCAGCAGCUCCUCCAAAAUUCUCCAACCAGAGCAGAGCUCCUCAUCAAGCCCUGGUUCCUCACCUGAGGAACAUUCAACUGGGUCCUCACAGGGGACACGCCUGACCCAGUCCACGGAAAACGGGCAUCAGACGAUCCCACCUCAGAUAUCUAACAGUUCCUCACCAGACGUACAACCAGGUGGUUCUUCACAAGACGGUCAACCAGGUGGUUCUUCACAAGACAGUAAACCAGGUGGUUCCUCAAAAGAUGGUCAACCAGGUGGUUCCUCAAAAGAUGGUCAACCAGGUGGUUCCUCAAAAGAUGGUCAACCAGGUGGUUCCUCAAAAGAUGGUCAACCAGGUGAUUCUACACCAGAUGGUCCUUCACAGGUUGGACAACCAGGUGGUUUUUCACCAAAUGGACAUCAAAAUAGUUCUUCACCAGAUGAACAACCAGGUGGUUCCUCACAAGACGGUAAACCAGGUGAUUCUACACCAGAUGGUCCUUCACAGGUUGGCCAACCAGGUGGUUUUUCACCAAAUGGACAUCAAAAUAGUUCUUCACCAGAUGAACAAACAGGUGGUUCCUCACCAAAAGGACGACCAGGUGGAGAAGCAGGUGGUUCUUCACCACAUGUGCAGCCAACUGGUUCCUCAAGUGGGAACCAGAAUACUCCUUCACAAGAGGGUCAGCAGAUGUCUUCAUCAGUAGAAAAUGACCAUCAGGGACAGAAUAGCUCCACCACCGUGAUCACUCCAACCACUUCCACCACAACCACCACCACUAUCGUCACGGCGACAACCACCAUAGCAUCAACAACCAGCACUACAGUUAAAGCUACCUCAGCUUCCACCAGCACCACGGCUCCACCGGCGACCACACCGAAGCCCACCACUCCCAAAGCGGGACCUUCCACCCCCCGUACCACCUUCAUCCCGGUGCUCCUGUCCUCCACCUCAUCGCCGACGGUCCCGCGCGUGGUACAGGUGACGUUCGGGAGGGACGAGGGCGUGGUGGAGGCGGCGGGCGGGUCGUUGACGAGCCACGUGGUGAACACCAGCUCGCUCCUGGCGGCGCUGAUCUUCGGCGUGCUGUUCUUCACCGUGACGGUGGCGCUGUUCCUCAGGCACGCCUACGAGAGCUACAAGAGGAGGGACUACACGCAGGUGGACUACCUGAUCAACGGCAUGUACAACGAUUCGGGGCUCUGACCGCUAACGAAACGGGGUACAGGGACGCCCUCCGAUCUGGCGCUAACAUCAGAUCUGCGCGAAAAUUGCCGUUUCCCAGUCUUGCUCUCAUGUGUUGUUUCUUGUGUGAGCAGCAGGUGGCGCCAGAACGUCCAUCCCAAAAAAAUUCUACACACACGGGACUUAUCCAAAAGUAUUCGAAGUACGUCUGUGGGAAUUUGUGCCCAUACAUUCGAAGCUCCCGAUGAGGAGCAGGAACGUUUUUUUCUAUGCAGACGAGGACUUUCAGCCACUAAUCGCCCCCCGUUGAUUGUCGUUCUGUGCGGCCGACGGCGCGAACAUUCGUCUAUUAUUAUUAGUAGUAUUAAUUUAAUCACGUCUUCCGUGUGUUCAGGUUCAGGUCGCGCCACCAGGUGCCUUUUCUGAUUGAUUUAACCCUGAUUCGUUUCAUCAUUUUGUAUAUUUGUUUGUUUGUUCGUUUGUUUGUAUCCCUGGGGGGGUGUGAGGGGGGUGGAGAACGGAUGCCAAAUCAGCGACCGGAGCACACGGAUAAAAAAAAGCCAAGGAACUGUAAAGCCAUUACGGAGGUGUGCUGAGGCGUGUCUGAUUUUUCUACGUCGGCUCGUUUGUGCCAAUCGAAUAAAAAAAAAAAGUUACUAAUGCACUUUGAGAAAUGAAGAAUGUUUACUCAUAAAAUAAACAAACAAGAAAAUAAAUAAACAUAAACAAAGAA